Molecule: messenger RNA, 991 nt
Organism: Schistocerca nitens (vagrant locust)
Lineage: Eukaryota; Metazoa; Arthropoda; Insecta; Orthoptera; Acrididae
Product: trypsin-7-like
Exons: 2
Coding region: 78-866 (262 amino acids)
Biological process (GO): proteolysis
Molecular function (GO): serine-type endopeptidase activity
Source: RefSeq, a predicted model, not a curated record
GAGUAAUCUGCGCCCUGACGGCGCCUGGGCGGUAUAAAAGCGGCCGCUCCGCCCGUGCCUCGCACCCUGCCACUGCCAUGACGCUGGCAGUCCUCGUCAUCGCCGCGGCGUGUCUGCUGGCGCCGCCGUCGCUGGCGGCUCCCUGGCUCAGGACUCGCGGCCACGUGCUCGUCAUCAACGGCACGGAGGCCGACAUCGCCGACUUCCCCUGGAUGGUGUCGCUGCAGAUCCUGGACGACCACGUGUGCGGCGCCUCCGUCAUCAGCAGCACGUGGGUGCUGACGGCGGCGCACUGCGUCUACGUGUGCCAGCUGUACGCCGACCGCCACAAGAGCAUGCGCGCCGGCUCCUCCAGCCGUGCCAGUGGCGGCGUCCGCCUCGACGUCGCCCAGAUGAUCAAGCACGCCGACUUCCAGAUGCCCACCGACGAGGACCCUGACGUCGACUACGACAUCGGCGUCAUCCAGGCUUCUGAACCGUUCCCGCUGGGCAUGAACAUACAAGUGGUGAACCUCGCCGCCGACGGAUACGACGCCCCGGCGGGCCUGCCGGUCACCGUCACGGGCUGGGGCGACACCGGCAUCGACUACGACCCCGUCUACCUGCAGCGGGCGGACAUGCACGUCGUGGACCGCGACACCUGCCGGGACAUGUUGGCCGACGUGGCGCCGGUCACGCCGCGCAUGGUGUGCGCCGGGGACCCCACCAUGGCCGCCUGCCACGGCGACUCUGGCAGUCCGCUGGUCUACGGGGACACUCAGAUCGGCAUAGUGUCCUGGAGCCGGUCCGACUGCAUCAGCGCUACCGCCGUCUAUGCGGAUGUGGGCAACCUCCGGGCCUGGAUCAGGAACAACACUGGAGUUUAACAGACACAGUGUAUGCCUUCACUAUCUGUACCCUGCAACAUAUGUUUCCCUUGAUUAUGAAUGUAUAAUCUGCUUUACCCAUGUUAUAAUAAAUAUCCUACAAAUUUAUGCCUACAAACUGAAAA